Molecule: messenger RNA, 3205 nt
Organism: Physella acuta
Lineage: Eukaryota; Metazoa; Mollusca; Gastropoda; Physidae
Product: zinc finger protein 431
Biological process (GO): regulation of transcription by RNA polymerase II
Cellular component (GO): nucleus
Molecular function (GO): DNA-binding transcription activator activity, RNA polymerase II-specific; RNA polymerase II cis-regulatory region sequence-specific DNA binding
Source: RefSeq, a predicted model, not a curated record
AACAUCGAUUACUUUCUAAAAAAAAAAAAUUCUCAUUAUUCUCAAUAUUCUGAGCUGCACACAGAGCUCGUCAGUCUAAAAAUCUAAAUUAAUAAAUAGAAACUAGAUUAUCUAGAAUCUAGAAAAAAAACCUAGACUAGUCCUUAGAUGACAGAUCUAGAGUAGGCAGUUAACAUGAGUACAGAAUAAGCUGUUACAAAAUGUGCAACAUUCCAGAAAAAUCAGUUGUGAAGAUUUCUUGAUUCCCAUUUCGUCAGAAGCAGUCUGUCAUUUCACCUUCAGUGUGUGAUGGAUCAAAACAUUCACCCUCUCUCAAACGUAGGCAUUCUACUCCCCAUAAAAUCUGAACCAGGCACUAUCUUUGCUGAUAAAAGUAUAGCCACCUUGUCAACAUCUCCAGAUUCCUCCUCCACAAGAAGUACACUACCCAUCUGCAAUAACACCUCUAAGAUCAGCACCUUGCCAUUUUUUGGUGACAGUUUAACGCAUUUAACCAAGCCGUCGUCUAGUCAAAUUCUUACAGAGCAUGUAGGCCAAAACCUUGUACAGGAAGGGCAUAGAAUUUUUUUGCUCAACGGUGGGGAGAUUAGUUUUCUUCCUUUUGACGACAGCUUACAGUGCCACGAUGGUCAGGAGAUCAGUGUGGUACAGCUUGAUGGGCCGCUAGAUAACAAAUGGAGCCAAGAAAUAUUCUGUGAUUCCCCAAACAAAAAUGAUCCGCUCGAUGACUCUGGUAUCCACCAUAAAGCAGAACAAGUGGGUUACGCAUCACAAACUUCACGUGAACUAAGCAAUAGCUACCUAAAUAUUAAAACAACUCUAUCCGACUCUGAAAAUGUAAUAGAGGAAGAAAGACCUUUUAAGUGUGAUGUUUGUAGGUAUCAUUUCUCCAAUAAAUCCGAUUUAAAACGGCACUCUGCAGUACAUUUGUCUGUGAAACCCUUCAGCUGUGAAUUCUGCGGGAAGGGCUUCUCAAGGAAAGACAAACUCAACACGCAUUUAAAAAUGCACACUGGGGUAAAACCUUACAAAUGUGAUAUAUGUGGAAAAGCUUUUAUCACAAAAUCCCGUUUGAAUGCACAUUUGAAGAUACAUGUGAAGGAUAAAAGAGUGAGUUGUAAACAAUGUGGGAAGCACUUUUCAACUAGGAUAAAGUUGAGGAAACACAUGCGAAAGCACGCAAAGGUUAAAAAAUUUAAAUGUAACAAGUGUGUUCAGGUGUUUAUCAGUGGUGACAAGCUUGUUGAGCAUUAUAAAAGUCACAGUGCAGAAAGUUUAAACAAUUGUGGUGUCUGCUGCCAGUCAUUUCCCACUAGACAUCAUCUGGUCAUGCACAAAAAGACACAUGUGAAAAACAAUCCGUAUGAGUAUAUAACAUGGGAAAAGGAUAUCAUAAGUGUAAAACAAAAUCAUAAAUCAGCCUUGAGUGUAAAAAUUGUAAAAAAAGAACCUGGGGCCUACUCUGAAUGUAUUCAUGCUGAAAAUGACAAUAAGCAGCCGAGAUCAAAAAGGAGGUACCAAUGUGAUAUGUGUGAUAUGACAGGAUUUAAAACCAAAUUUAGGCUGAAAGAACAUAUAAAAUUCCAUGUGGAGGAAAAGCCCUUUCACUGUGAGAGCUGCGACAAAUACUUCACCAGCAAGUGUCAGAUAAAUAGACACAAUUAUUUAACUCACGCGGAUAGAAAGCCUCACUGUUGUGAUAUAUGUGGAGACAGUUUUAAAUUCUUACCAGAGUUAAAGCGGCAUUUGCGGAUACAUGGCGGAGAGACGUCAUAUAAAUGUGAUAUAUGUGAGAAACUGUACGCAGAGUUGCACCAGUUAAAUAAGCACCGUAAGAAGCACUUUAUGGUGAUACCCCACCGGUGUCGAGUCUGUGAUAAGGAGUUUGAGGAUAAGAAUGACUAUGAGGUUCAUAAACUGGAACAUAAAUCCAGUAAAAGCUACCAGUGUGAGGUGUGCGGAGUUCUCUUCUCGUUUUUAGGGGCCUUAACCAAGCACAAACUGCUGCACACUGGGGAACAUCCAUUCAGAUGUAACGUCUGCGACAAAUCUUUCAAAUACAAAUACGGGCUGAAGCGCCACGAAGAAAAACAUUGCGGGGACACUGCCAAGCCGUACGUUCCUAAAUCCAACGGUCAAAAACUUUUCCAGUGUGAUUCCUGCCCCCGAGUUUUUAAACACAAAACAGACUACAUCAGGCAUAACAUGAACCACACUGGGGAGAAACCGUUCAAGUGUGACUUGUGCGAGAAAAGCUAUGCCCGGAGAGAUAAGUUAAUAGUCCACAAGCGAACUCAUACUGGAGAAAAGACGCACCAGUGCGACAUCUGCGGCAAGUUGUUCUACCACAAGCACCAUGUUUUAAAGCACAAGCAGACGCACAACAGGCCUAACUUGAACCUGGGGACUGAUCUUACAGUCACUUAUGAUAAUAGUGACCAGGUUAUAGUCCUUGAGGGCAUAGAUUUGACAGAUUUUGAUCCUCAGUUUAUUGGAUAAUCUGGGCAUUAUCAGAUGCCUUUUGGUACUAUUAGCAUAAAUCUAAAGUGCUGUAGGAAAUGAAAACUCAGUUAAUUUAACAACCAUGUAAUAGAAUUUGGAAAACCAACAAUAAUGUUUAUACUGAAUGUUGUAUAAAUAAUUUUUUCUCGUUAAAUUAUUUUAUGAUUCUCUUAAACAAAUUUAACUUAUUUAUUAAUGGUGAGCUUUCUGUGUCGUAAAACAAUUUUAAUGUUACAUCCCACUAAUAGACCUAUUAUAUUUAUACUUUUAUAUUUUUCUGAUUGUAUUUUUCUGUGAAAUUGAUUUUAUGAAAGCAAUUUCUAACUCUUACAUACAAUUUGUUCAAUUUAAUUUUUUUAAAUUAAAUAUUGUAAUAAAUUAGAAUGACUAUAAUAUUAAAGCAUCACAUUAUGGGUUGUCCAUAAAUGAUGUCACAAUGCAAGAGGUGGAGGUGUUCAUACACUUUUGAUGUCCUGUGGCUGGUCACAGAGAGGAAGGGGUCAUGACAGUGAGUCAUAGUAUUGGGAGGGGAGGGGGGGGGCUUUAUAUGAUAUGGUGGUUGGAGCAUACAACUAUCAGAGUGUAGAAUAUGGGCAACUAGGAGGCCCCCAAAUCCUAUUUUCUACUAUUUAUUAUUUAUAUUGUAAAAACUUUAGUCUAUCAAAGGUUACAAUCUUUUUUCUUAACAUUUUAGGGGGGGGGG